AUACUGAGUGAAACAUGGCGGAGGACCCCGGCGGUGAUGUGGUGAAGCGAAUUCGGAGCGACUACUUCAGCGAAGAAAUAGUUUCGGAGAUACUAGCAAGGCUUCCAGUCAAAUCUUUACUCCGAUUCCGGUGUGUCUGCAAAUCAUGGUGUGCCCUAAUCGCCGAUUCUCACUUUGUGAAGAAACACUUCAGCUACGCAGAGAGUGGAAUCUACAACAACUCCAGGCUACUGUUUCUACAGAAUCCUCCGCUAUCAAUAUAAUUUGAAGCAGGGAAGAAGCUUUAUGCCCGUUCUGCAAUCAGAGAACUCCAUUUUCCGGUCGUAGCGUAGUUCACGUUUUUGGUUUGAAAUCCGGGUCGUGGAGAACCAUUCGGGAUCUCGAUUGCGCUGGAAUUCAGGGUAAAGGCUGCUUGUUCAAUGGAGCUCUACAUUGGCUUGUGCGAGGAUCAAGAAUUGUGUCCUUCAGUGUGGCGGAGGAGAAGUUUGAGGAGAUGGUUCCGUUAUUGGAUCAUGAUCGUGUUUUUCAGGGUGUACUAGUGUAUAAAGAUCAUCUGUGCGUGUAUGAGAUUAAGGAUGGUGCCCCUGGUUUUGUAUCGGUAUGGUUGAUGGAGGAAUAUGGGGUCAAGGAGUCGUGGACUCGAGUUAUACACUUUCGGUUGCAGAAGUCAGCAAGAGAGGAGUUUAGACCCUUGUGCAUUUUGCAGAAUGGUGAAAUUUUGAUGCAUCGGAUUCUGUAUGAUGUGUAUGAUGAUCCUGAUCCUGACCCUGAUCCUUAUGAGUUUGAUUAUCAUGAUCCUGAUGAGUUUGAAUAUCCUGAAUAUCCCUAUCCUGAUCCUGAUGAGUUUGAUUAUCCUGAUCCUGAUCCUGAUCCUGAUCCAUUUGAUGAUCCUGAAGUGUAUGAUGAUCCGUAUGAGUUUGAUUAUCCUGAUCCUGAUCCAUUUGAUGAUCCUGAAGUGUAUGAUGAUCCAUAUAAGUCUGAUGAUCCGUAUGAAGAAUUUGAUUAUUAUGACUAUAAUCAAGAGACGUGGGAGAGAGAAAUAAGCACAUUGGUAUUAGUUGAUCAAACCAGUUGGGGGUAUGUUUUUGAGGUUGACUUGGGUCUCGGAUCUGCCAUUUACAAGGAGACUUUAGUUUCACCGCUAACAGCAGUCAGUACUGCAGACAUAUGAUACCAACAUUAUUGUAAAUCUUGUCAGCCAAGUGGAAAUCUGACAUGGUACUUAAAUCGAUGGCAUUUUGCAAUCUCUCUUAAUAGAUGGCAUUUUUGGUUCCAUGUCUGGAUCGAUGGCAUUUUGCAAUUUCUCUUAAUAGAUGGCAUUUUUAUUUAAUCUGAAAUAGUAGCUAAUAUUUCUCAUGUCUGUCAAU
This is a messenger RNA of Fragaria vesca subsp. vesca, 1367 nucleotides long. RefSeq lists its product as uncharacterized. The record is from RefSeq and is a predicted model, not a curated record. The transcript is spliced from 3 exons. Lineage: Eukaryota; Viridiplantae; Streptophyta; Magnoliopsida; Rosales; Rosaceae. Bases 494 to 1171 code for a protein of 225 amino acids.